CCCACACCAUGACAACGUCGCUGCUCGGGUCAAAGGGAAGAUGAAGUGGUCCGUCGCAGUGCUUGUCGGAAGCGCCAGCCUCGCGGGAGCGCUGGCGGGCGAGAGUUACCCAAGAUACCCGUUCUUGCCGCCGUUCGAAGGCCCGACGAGCACUGACCUCAAUGCGUCGUGCGCGGCAUUGGCUCAGUCGAUUCCUUCCACGGUCAAGGCACACCACAACCUCGAGCUCGCGGACAUCAUCACACGACUGUAUGCAGACGGCGAGAACCCAUCCACGAAGGAACUGUUCCAGGACAUCCCCACGACAGCGUUCAGAGGCAAUGAAGAGAGCCUCGCUUCGAUCAUCUCGAGCGCCGGUGACUGGGACCGCAAGUCAGUCAUGGGCGAUCAAGGUUACGGAGAGGCCGACGAGGUGCAAAGAGAGCAGGGCGGCUUGCCUGCGUUCUGUCGUUUUGGUGCCAGCAUCGUAACGAGCGACGAUAGCAAGACGUUCUUCGAGGUCUGGCUUCCUCUUCCGGGGCAAGCACCCACAAACACGACAGCUGCUGGAAGCAGCAACCAGACGACAUCCGCAACAGCCGCGACGCGCCGAUCUGGCGGUGACGGCAACGGCACGGAUGAAGAGCGAGAGCCAGCCCAGCAGCAAGUUCUUCCAGCGCCGCGAGACAACUGGCGCGGCCGCCUUCUCUUCUCCGGCAAUGGCGGCCAGCGGGGCGCUGUCUCGUACCCCGAUAUGAAGCAGGCCCUCACCCGCUAUCGCGAGGCUGCAGCAGGCACCAACGGCGGCCAUUUCGGCACCGGAAGCGGCACCAAUUGGACCAUCGGACACUACCAGAGCCAGGUCGACUUUGGUCACCGAGGCGUGCACGUCUCCACCAUUGUCGCUCAGCAGGUCGUCAAGCACUUCUACGGUGUUGCGGCAAGGGAAGGUCGCCAGCAAAAACACGGGUUUGGCUCCUACUGGCGAGGAUGCUCGACGGGCGGUAGGCAGGGCUUUGCAGAGGCGCAACGGUACCCUCGCGACUACGAUGCCAUCCUCGCAGGUUCACCUGCCAUCUCCUAUAACUACCUGAACGCGAUUCAGAUCCACGUCAACUUCCUGCAGUCAGACAAGAAUUCUUCGAGGUACAUCCCGGAGAGCCUUUACCCCGUCAUCCAUCGCGCCAUUAUUGGUGCAUGCGACCUGCAGGAUGGCAUUCAGGACAACGUUCUGGAAGAUCCUACGAGGUGCAAGGUCAACUUCGACUUGCUGCUUGGCUGUGCGUCGCUCAACCGGACCGACCACUGCUUGAGUGCCGAUCAGCUUGCGAACCUGCGCGACAUCUACACGGCGCUGCGCUACCCCAACGGCGACCUGAUCCACGACUCUGUUCUGCCUGGAUCUGAAGAGUCGUGGACGGUGACAGACGGUGUUGUCGGCACGCCGUUUCCGCCUGCUCCGGGCUGGUAUCAGUACCAGGUCCUGAACCUGACGGGCACACCGGACUCCUUCGACUACAACAAAGUGGUCGAAGGUAACUUUUCCCUCAUCGCCCAAGGCCAGGAUCAAGACCCAGGCGGAACCAACACCGACAACCCGAACCUGUCUCCCUUCCUUGAGGAGCACGGCGGCAAGAUCAUCCACUACCAUGGCCUCGCCGAUCAGCUCAUCCCCUCCGGUAGCUCUAUCCGCUACUACAAUGAGGUGCAGAACCACAUGGGCUACUACGAUCUCGACGCCUACCGCCUCUUCCGCAUCCCCGGCAUGGCACACUGCCGUGGCGGCGAUGGCGCCUGGAACUUUGGAGGGGCCUCGCAGACCUCUGACGUCGGCUCUCGCCCGCUCAAAUUCGAUGCCGAGCACGACGCCUACCUGGCGCUGGCCAAGUGGGCUGAGGAGGGAAUCGCACCCACGCACCUUAUUGGUGCCGCGUACAAGGACAAUCCAGACGAGAAGCCGACGGACCUCGGCACAUCGAGUGACAAGCGGCCGUACAGCAAUGGCGUCAAGUUCACCCAUCGCCUUUGUCCAUACCCAAAGGUGGCAAAGCUCAACGAGAAUGCGCAAGAUCCAUACGAUGCCAACGACUCGUACUGUCGCGGGGAGCACUACGCUGCUUCUUAGAAAAGGAGAAUUGAUUUGAACAUUAUCUAUAGCAUUGUUUGUUGCACUUGCUCUGGUAUCGAAGCAAUGAGAAAUUCUAGCCGCUC
This is a messenger RNA of Acaromyces ingoldii, 2190 nucleotides long. RefSeq names its product tannase-domain-containing protein. Bases 41 to 2104 code for a protein of 687 amino acids. The transcript is spliced from 2 exons. Lineage: Eukaryota; Fungi; Basidiomycota; Exobasidiomycetes; Exobasidiales; Cryptobasidiaceae. The record is from RefSeq and is a predicted model, not a curated record.